AUGGUCACCGGCGUAAAUGGCACCAAUGGCGCAAGCAACGGCAACGGCAACGGUAUACCUCAUGUGAAUGGUGACGGACCCUUGGUACACAGGAUGAAGGCCCAUAGGAAGCAGUCGAGUCCUAUGGCUCCCGACUUUAUGGUCUCUGCGCCGGGCAAGGUUAUUGUCUUUGGCGAGCAUUCCGUUGUUUAUGGAAAGUUGCCCCCUAGGCUGCUAUUGCUGCCGCCAUUUCCCUGCGAUCAUAUCUUCACGUUACGACUCUCCAAAUCUAAGAGAACAGUGUCUCUGCGCUUCACUGAUAUCGACCUCGUACACACCUGGAAUAUCGACGAGCUCCCCUGGAGCACCUUCCAGCAGCCCUCCAAGAAAAAGUCAUACUUCUCCCUCGUCACCGAACUCGAUCCCGACCUCGUCGCCGCCCUCGAGCCUCACGUCGACGUCUCUCCCGACAGCCCCGAAGACAUCCGCCGAGUCCACAGAAACGGCGCCUUUGCCUUCCUCUACCUCUUCCUCUCACUGGGCUCGCCCUCGUUCCCAGGAUGUCUUUACACACUACGAUCUACCAUACCAAUUGGCGCUGGUUUGGGAAGCAGUGCCUCGAUUGCAGUGUGCGUGUCUGCAGCCCUUUUGAUCCAGCUGCGGACCCUUUCUGGGCCGCACCCCGACCAGCCGCCCGAGGAGGCUCGUCUGCAGAUUGAACGAAUCAACAGAUGGGCCUUUGUGUACGAAAUGUGCAUCCACGGCAAUCCGUCUGGUGUCGAUAAUACCGUAGCUACACAAGGUAAGGCUGUUGUGUUCCAAAGAUUAGACUACGCCAAGCCACCAGCCGUAAAGCCUCUUUGGGACUUUCCUGAGCUGCCGUUGCUGCUUGUCGAUACAAGACAACCCAAGUCGACUGCCCACGAGGUAGCCAAGGUGGGCGGGUUGAGGAAUACGCACCCAAAGCUUGUGGGAUCGAUUCUGGAUGCCAUGGACAAGGUGGCCAGCUCUGCGGCAGACCUGAUUACGGACGAAGAGUUUGACGAGGAGGAAGAGGAGAGCUUAAGAAAAGUGGGCGAGCUUAUGACCAUAAAUCAUGGCCUGCUGGUGUCCCUGGGCGUUUCACACCCCCGAUUAGAACGCGUGCGCGAACUGGUUGACCACGAGGGCAUCGGCUGGACAAAGCUCACUGGAGCUGGUGGCGGCGGCUGUUCAAUCACACUCUUGCGACCUGACGUCCCCCGACCGAAGCUCGCCAAGCUGGAGGAACGACUCGAGAAGGAGAACUACGCCAAGUUCGAGACGACUCUCGGCGGAGACGGUGUUGGAGUCUUGUGGCCAGCCAUUCUGAAGAACGGCACCGAAGAAGACGAGGAGGGCGGCAUGGAAAUCGACUUGGAAAAGUUCUUGAAUGCGGAAGGCACAGAAGGUGUUGAGAAGCUGGUCGGUGUUCACGGCGACGGUGGCGAACGCGAGGGAUGGAAAUUCUGGCGGGUGGAAAGCCGGUGA
Pochonia chlamydosporia 170 is the source of this 1488-nucleotide messenger RNA. RefSeq lists its product as hypothetical. Gene Ontology annotation, cellular component: cytoplasm. Gene Ontology annotation, biological process: isoprenoid biosynthetic process; ergosterol biosynthetic process. Bases 1 to 1488 code for a protein of 495 amino acids. The transcript is spliced from 2 exons. Gene Ontology annotation, molecular function: mevalonate kinase activity; ATP binding. Lineage: Eukaryota; Fungi; Ascomycota; Sordariomycetes; Hypocreales; Clavicipitaceae. The record is from RefSeq and is a predicted model, not a curated record.